Messenger RNA from Pseudomyrmex gracilis, 1419 nucleotides. RefSeq lists its product as uncharacterized. The coding region runs from base 1 to 1419 and encodes 472 amino acids. NCBI's taxonomy places the organism in Eukaryota, Metazoa, Arthropoda, Insecta, Hymenoptera, Formicidae. The transcript has 3 exons. The record is from RefSeq and is a predicted model, not a curated record.
AUGGUUGCUUUACCGGGAUACACACUGCACAGAUGUGAUAGAACUGGACGUCAGGGUGGCGGAGUUGGCCUCUAUCUGCGCGACUCUAUUAUCUGUAGUAUAAUAGAGCAGUCUACUACGGAGAAUAACCUUCGCAAACCCGAGUUUAUCGUGGUGGGUUUCUGCCAUUCUGUGAUACUUGGAGAUUUUAAUGCUGAUAUGGCUGUGAACACAUACGACAGUGUGCAACUAUCCACAUUUAUAACUUCCUCUAGCAUGUAUCUAGUGCCUUUUGAAACUACGCAUCACUUAAAGAACUCUAGCACUUUUAUUGACUUAUGCAUUGUGGAUGAUGCAUUAAAACUUAAACAUUUCGCCUUUAUUUUGGAAAUUAGUGGACACAACUGGACUGACCUGUUGACAUCUACCAACAUAGAGGAAAAAGUGGAUAUUCUUAAUCAUACUCUCAUACGUUAUUUAGAUAAACAUGCACCUCUGCAAAGAAUUAAGUUUAAGAACCUACCAGCGCCGUGGUUAACUGAUGAAAUAAAAAGAGCAAUGCAACAAAGAGACAAACUCAAGCGAGCUUGGCGCAGAAACAGAAAUUGUGCAAGCUACGAGAAUUUUAGAGUUAUGAGAAACCAUGUUCAAAACAUUGUCCGUACAGCUAAAAAAGAAUAUUAUCUAUCUGUUUUCAACCAGCGUGACAAUCCUAAUUUAAUAUGGAGCAGGUUAAGACAUCUGGGUUUGAUUAAGGCAAAGAGUACUAAACCUCUUGUCUGCAAUGUUGAUGAAAUCAAUUUGUUCUUUGCAGGCACAACUGACUCGCAGAAUGUUGACUCUUUGGAAACAACUAAUGCAAAUUGCUCUUCGAAAGAUGACUUUAACGAAAACAAAUUAUUUUUUAAAUAUGUGCUACCUGCAACUAUUACAAAGGCCUUUGCCAGAAUUACGUCUAAUGCUAUUGGUUCUGAUGGUAUUUCUGCUGGAGUAAUAAAAAUAGUGCUACCGUAUCUAAUGCCUGUAUUUGAGAACAUCUACAACUUUUCAUUGAUGGAUGGAAGUGUUCCUAAGAUCUGGAAGUCUGCCUUAAUCACUCCAAUACCGAAAAUCGAACAUUUAACUGCUGUACAACACUACAGGCCCAUUGCAAUUUUGCCUACUAUCUCCAAGGCUCUUGAAAGGAUAGUCUCGGACCAAAUAAUUAAAUAUUUGACGGAAAACAAUUUAUUAGAUCCUUACCAGUUUGCGUAUAGGAAAAACUCGUCAACUCAGACGUGUGUCAUCAGAAUGCUUGAAGACAUUAGGUAUGCUGCUGAUAACAGGAAAGUCACUGUCUCAAUAUUCUUUGACUUCUCUAAAGCUUUUGACAGGGUUCAGCACAAUAUACUCAUAAACAAACUUAAAAUGAUGGGUUUCUCCUGGGUGAUACUCUAUUGA